Messenger RNA from Miniopterus natalensis, 1670 nucleotides. The record is from RefSeq and is a predicted model, not a curated record. NCBI's taxonomy places the organism in Eukaryota, Metazoa, Chordata, Mammalia, Chiroptera, Miniopteridae.
UCUUAUGAUGAGGCUUUUACUAUGGCUAAUGACCCCUUGGAAGGCUUCCAUGAAGUAAACCUUGCUUCACCUACUUCUCCGGACCUUCUUGGCGUGUAUGAAUCGGGAGCUCUAGAGCCGACUACCUCACCAGGUGUCAUCUACCGGCCUCUCCCUUCAUCUUUAUGUUCUGCCCCUAUCCAGGCUAAUGCUUUAGAUGUCUCUGACCUUCCUACACAACCUGUGUAUUCAUCCCCAAGACGUUUAAAUUGUACGGAACUAUCUGGUAUCAGCAUCCAUGUUACAGACCCAGCACCUUGUUCUACCUCUGGAGUAACAGCUGGGUUAACUAAAUUAACUGCGAGAAAGGACAACUGUAGUGCAGAGAGGGAGUUUUUGCAGGGUGCUACUCUAACAGAAGCAUGUGAUAGCAGUGAUGAUAUUUUCGGGUUGAGUACUGAUAGUCUGUCCCGCUUACGAAGCCCAUCUGUUUUGGAAGUCAGAGAAAAGGGCUAUGAAAGAUUGAAAGAAGAACUUGCAAAAGCUCAGAGGGAACUGAAGUUAAAAGAUGAAGAGUGUGAGAGGCUUUCUAAAGUACGAGAUCAACUUGGACAGGAAUUGGAGGAACUCACAGCUAGUCUAUUUGAGGAAGCUCAUAAGAUGGUGAGAGAAGCAAAUGUCAAGCAGGCAACAGCAGAAAAACAGCUAAAAGAAGCACAAGGAAAAAUUGAUGUACUUCAAGCUGAAGUAGCUGCAUUGAAGACACUUGUACUGUCCAGUUCUCCAACAUCACCCACACAAGAGCCUCUGCCAGGUGGAAAGACACCUUUUAAAAAGGGGCACACGAGAAAUAAAAGUACAAGCAGUGCUAUGAGUGGCAGUCACCAGGACCUCAAUGUGAUACAGCCAUUUGUAAAAGACUGCAAAGAGGCUGACUUGUCUCUGUAUAAUGAAUUCAGAUCUUGGAAGGAUGAGCCCACAAUGGACAGAACGUGUCCUUUCUUAGACAAAAUCUAUCAGGAAGAUAUUUUUCCAUGUUUAACAUUCUCAAAAAGUGAGUUGGCUUCGGCUGUUUUGGAGGCUGUGGAAAACAAUACUCUGAGCAUUGAGCCUGUGGGAUUACAACCUGUUCGGUUUGUGAAAGCUUCUGCAGUCGAAUGUGGAGGGCCAAAAAAAUGUGCUCUCACUGGCCAGAGUAAGUCCUGUAAACACAGAAUUAAAUUAGGAGACUCUAGCAACUAUUAUUAUAUUUCUCCAUUUUGUAGAUACAGGAUCACGUCUGUGUGUAACUUUUUUACAUACAUUCGAUAUAUUCAGCAGGGACUUGUGAAACAGCAGGAUGUUGACCACAUGUUUUGGGAAGUUAUGCAGUUGAGGAAAGAGAUGUCACUGGCAAAGCUGGGAUAUUUCAAAGAGGAACUCUGAUCCUCUGCCUAGGACCAUGCAACAACCUCCCUGAUGCCUGGAAAAUGGCUGAAUAUUCAUGGUUACAUGAUAUUUAUUUCCACGGUGUGGGCCCCAGACUUUUUCCGUCUUGCAAAUCACACCAAGAAGUACUGUGAUUUCUCUUAAACUGGCCUGUGCUGUGUUUGCUUGUUCUUUAGUUGAACACACUAUAAAGAAUUACAGGUGUACUAGUGAUUGUAAUUUAUAGUCGCAAAAAAAGCUAAAUAAAUAAAUGUUAGAUUGAA